Molecule: messenger RNA, 1137 nt
Organism: Microdochium trichocladiopsis
Lineage: Eukaryota; Fungi; Ascomycota; Sordariomycetes; Xylariales; Microdochiaceae
Exons: 3
Coding region: 1-1137 (378 amino acids)
Molecular function (GO): oxidoreductase activity
Source: RefSeq, a predicted model, not a curated record
AUGAGCUUCGAGGAGGCCCUCCAACUCGCUGCCCAGGAUAAGCAGACAGCUCAGCACAUAACGGCACAUACCCCUGAGGGGAGUAUUGCGAGCGGAUCAUCCAUAUCUAUACUGAGCACGCCUCCGAACGCGACAGAGUCUGAGCCACACAGUAGUGAUGAUCUGGACGAGCAGGACGAAGAGAACACCGACCAGAAUGAUGAUGGCAGACAAGGUGGCAUCACGGACGGCAUCUCCUGUUUAAACCCACGGAUCCGUGUCGAGUGGCGCAACCUCGCCGACGAGGACAAGCGCUCGUACGUGCGGGCAGUGCGGUGCCUGAUGGACAAGCCGGCCAAGUCGAACCAGAUCCCACCUUCUGCGGGGAACAGCGUGUACGUGCAGCUGGCGUGGGUGCACGUGGUCAUGGCACCUGUCGCGCACGGCACCGACCUGUUCCUGCCGUGGCACCGGUACUACAUGCUGGUGUUUGAGCAGCUGCUGCGGGACGAGUGCGGAUAUCGAGGGCCGCUGCCGUGGUGGGAUGAGACGCGGGAUAUGGGCAACUUUGCCGGCUCGGGCUUGUUUACGGACGAGUACUUUGGCGAGCUGCCAGAGAUCAAAGAUGGAGGAGUAGAGCCGUGUAUCACGACUGGGGUAUUUGCCAACACGACAAUAGACAUUGGCAGCCGCACCCAAAGCAACACCUCCAACAGCAGCAGCACAGCAAGCGAGUGCGUGACGCGAGGGGAGCACCGGGAGCUGACGGGCCAAGUGCACUGGGGCUGGGUCGAGCUGUGCGAGGGCAUGACGCAGUACACCAACAUGCGCGAGUGCGUGGAGCAGGGCCUGCACGCGUAUGGGCACAACGGACUGGGCCGUGUCAUGUCCCAGCCGGCGACGUCGGUGCGGGACGCCGUCUUCUUUGUCCAUCAUAGCAUGGUGGACUGGCAGUGGAAGCGGUGGCACGACGGCGACCGCGAGGGACGGACGACGUUGGCAACGACGACGGCGAUGUCGAUGGACGGAGGAGCAGCAGCAGCACGGGGAGGGUCAGAGACGGUGCUGUCGUCGCGGGGCUUGUACCCGGACCUGACGGUGGCCGACGUGCUCGACACGGAAAACUACCGCAUCUGCUACCGGCACGACUACUCGUGA